Messenger RNA from Exophiala viscosa, 1485 nucleotides. RefSeq lists its product as uncharacterized. The coding region runs from base 1 to 1485 and encodes 494 amino acids. Lineage: Eukaryota; Fungi; Ascomycota; Eurotiomycetes; Chaetothyriales; Herpotrichiellaceae. The transcript has 3 exons. The record is from RefSeq and is a predicted model, not a curated record.
AUGCCCGACAUGGCUCGCUUCGAUCCUUUCUCCCCAACCUUCGACCACCCUUUACUUAAUUCCAGCCCCGACUACGGUUCUCGAAAUGGCACAUUCAUUCGCCCGAUUGGUGUUGGUGUUGGUGGCGGCCUGGACUCACAACUAUCUUUCAGAGAGCGAAAUAAGCGUCUGAGAAAUCUUGAAGACGAGAAAAAUCAGUUGAUCGAGGACUUGUUGUACCAGCUCGAGAACACACAGAACCAACUAGAUCGACUACAAUUGGAUAACAGCCGAGAGAGUCAAUAUUCUAGAGAUGCUCAACUGCGAGAAAGCGCCCUUCAAGAACAAUUACUACAGGUUAAGAUGAUAAUGGACCGGAACUCAUACAUCGCAGUUCUCAUCGAUGCCGACCUCUUGGUUUUUACAAAAGAACUCCUAUCCAAGGGUGAAAAAGGCGGCAAAGAAGCGGCGAACAAUAUUUUUACCUUAGUGACUGCCUUCGUGGCCGACCAUUUACACCAUUUGGAAACACCAAAGAUUGUUGUACGAAUCUAUGCAAACAUCAAAUCAUUAUCCGAAACCCUCGCUAGGUUGAAGAUUAUCGAGCGGCCCGCGAUAUUGGACGAUUUUGUACGCGGCCUCAACAGUACUCAUCUACUUUUCGACUUUGUUGAUGUUGGCCCCCGAAUGAAUGCCACAAAGGAAAAGCUCAGUGAACAAUUCAAGACGAAUCUUUACGAUUGUCAUUGUCAUCAAGUUUUGCUGGGAUGUGGCAGCGACGGCCAAUAUGCAACUUUGCUCGAAGAGACGUUGAAAGACUGCUCAGUGCUUGACCAUAUCACUCUUCUGGAAGAUGUACCCUUUGAGAAAGAGGUUGCCACGCUGAAGGAGAAUUUCAAAACGACAAAGUUUGACAAUGUCUUCCGUACAACGAAGCUGGGUCCCGUGCCAUCUCCACCAAAAGGCCCAUUACAGGCGGUUACUGCCACUCUACCAGCACUCUCACGUGUAGAGUCGAACACCACGAAUGGUACCAGCUCGGGUCCAAGCACACCUGGCAUGACCUGGGCUUCCAUGACUGCGCAACCUGCAAUUGCAGCAUCGAAAGCGACAACUCCAGGGGCUUCCACACCCACCUCGAUGAAGAGUCCCGAGCCAAUCGUCUCAAAACCGGUCACCAAAGCCAUUGAUCGCAACCGUCACGGCCAGAGAAUCGACAAGGUGGACUCAUCAAUCCCAAACCAUGAAAUUCAGCGAAUCAAGAAACUCAAGCUCUGCAACAUUUACUACCUUCAAGGCUCGUCCUACUGCACGUCGAACAAUUGCUCACACUCGCAUACCUAUCCAUUGUCCAAAGGAGAACGGAACAUCUUGCGGGAAGUGGCACGAAUGACGCCGUGCUACUACAAGCUAGACUGCUCUGACCCCGAAUGCAUCUAUGGUCAUCGAUGUCCGCAGAAUGAUCCCAACAAAUCUGAUUGUUGGUAUGGGGACGCUUGCAGGUAA